Messenger RNA from Adineta steineri, 438 nucleotides. The record is from the annotation of a GenBank genome assembly. Lineage: Eukaryota; Metazoa; Rotifera; Eurotatoria; Adinetida; Adinetidae.
AUGUCUUAUAAUUUAACCCUUGCCAUUUGUGCUUUUGCUGCUUUCUUUUGUCUCAUCGAUGCCCGUCACGUUCAUCAGCAACCUUCAUCUGAUAAUAACAACUCAACUGUAGUAUCAAAUGGUAAGACGGAUUCUGGAGCAGCAACAUAUUACGAUCCUAGCAUGGGUGCCUGUGGUAUUUUAAGUAUGGGUGAUGAGCUCGUCUGUGCUAUUCCUGAUGCUCUCUACGAUACGAAAACUAUCGGUGGUAAUCCAAAUAAUAACGCAUUCUGUGGUCAAAAGAUUUCAGUGACAGGUCCUAAGGGUACAGUUGUUGUCACCAUUGUUGAUCGAUGCGGCAGUUGCAAGGGUGGUGAUCUUGAUUUGAGUCGACCAGCUUUCGAUGCGAUUGGAGAUCCAACUAAUGGACGUGUCCCAAUUACUUGGAGUUUUAUAUAA